This is a messenger RNA of Stomoxys calcitrans (stable fly), 1647 nucleotides long. RefSeq lists its product as uncharacterized. The record is from RefSeq and is a predicted model, not a curated record. Bases 104 to 1351 code for a protein of 415 amino acids. NCBI's taxonomy places the organism in Eukaryota, Metazoa, Arthropoda, Insecta, Diptera, Muscidae. The transcript is spliced from 5 exons.
UGUUAGCUGAUGUGGACUUAAACUACCACAGUUUGGAUUUUUGUUUAAUAAAAUAAAGCCAAAUACAAUUUUACUCAUUUAAACUGUAUACAAAGUGGACAAAAUGAGUUUAUCUGAUAUCUCAAGCAAAUUCACUGAGGCGGUGUUGGAGGACAUCAUUAAGAAAGCUGGAGGCACUAAAUAUACCUCACACAAAUUUGGCAAGGGUUUUAAAAAAGGCGAUUCCUAUUUGAGCCGUGUCUUCCGCUUGUGUGUGUAUGGUAUAAACGAGGACAGUGGCUCCAAUAUCGAAGUUAACCUGAUAUGCAAAGGCAUGCCGGACAAUAUGGCCCGCCGCAAAGUAUUUCGCUCUGCAGACUUUUUCCGCAACGAAAUAAAUUUUUAUAAUAAAAUUGUCCCUGCUUGGGAGGAAUUCCAAAGUCGUCAUAAACCGAAAAAUCCUUUUAAUGAAUAUCCCAUAUGCUAUGCUACGCACUGUGAUGGAGAAAAUGAUUUUGUGGCAUUACAAGAUGUCAGUUUUUUGGGUUAUGGCUCACCCGAUCGUCAGGGUUAUAUUAGCCUGGAGGAAUGUCUGCUGACUAUGCGCACCUUGGGUAGAUUCCAUGGCAUAACUUUGGCCAUGAAGGCAUUGGAGCCAGAAUUAUUUGAAAAAACUGCCAAAUGCUUAGAGGAAACUUAUUAUUCUGACACCAAUCGCUCUUGGUAUAUUGACUUCCUAAAGCUGGCUUGCAAUGUGGCCAAAGAUGCUGUUACGAAAAUGUAUCCUGACUCUAAAUAUGAGACAAUAGCCAGCAAUUAUUUGCAAGAACAAUUAUACGAUGAUCAAAUCAAUUUGGUAUCCACCAGAUCCAAACUAUCUGUCUUUGGCCAUGGAGACUGUUGGACCCCGAAUUUCCUGACACGCUAUACAGCCGAAGGACAACCUGAGGCCAUUAAGAUUAUCGACUUCCAAUUGGCCCGCUGCGCUUCAGUCGUUGUGGAUAUUUCAUUUUUCAUAUACUCAUGUACCAGUCAAGAGUUGCGUGAAAAAGACUAUGACACACUGCUCAAAGCCUAUCACGAGAGUGCUUGUGACCUCAUCAAAGAUCUGGGUGCUGAUCCCGACACAGUACUGCCUUGGCAGGCGUUAAUGGAUGAAUUGAAAGAAUUUGCCCGCUUUGGUUGUGGCAUGGGCAUUGAAUCGUUGCCCAUGUCCAUGUUGGAAGAAGAUGAGAUUGCCGAUUUAGAUGAAAUCACUGCCGAUUCAGUAUUGGUUGAUGUUUGGAAUUUGAAACCAUUCGAGCAACCGGAAAAACGUCAACGUAUUGCCGAUAUGUUCAAACAUGCCAUAGAUCAGGGUUAUAUAAAAUAAUUUUUAUAUAAUUUAUAUAUAAAUAAUUUUUAUAUUUUUAUAUAAUAUCAUUUAAUGAUAUUAAAACCUUUACACUACCACUGCUCUGACAAUUGAUAGAUGUUAUAAAUGUAUAAAGGAAUGGAGGUAUUACAUGUUUCUAUAUAAAUGUACAAAUUAUACUUACAUAUUUUAAGCCAAUAAGUUUAACCAUAGAAGAAAUUUGUUUUAAAUCUCUUGGGGUACAAAUUAUUUUAUAUUUCAUAGCAAUCGUUCCUGCAAUAGCCAAAAUAAAUUAAUUACCAAAACGCACCGAA